This is a messenger RNA of Ilex paraguariensis (yerba mate), 1741 nucleotides long. The record is from the annotation of a GenBank genome assembly. Lineage: Eukaryota; Viridiplantae; Streptophyta; Magnoliopsida; Aquifoliales; Aquifoliaceae.
AUGUCUUUCCAGGCAAAAGAUCAGAAUCAAUGGUGUGAAUGCUACUUCGCUCUUGAACAGAAGUUCAGCUUAUGGGCCAUUCUCUUAUUCAUUAUGUUUUCUCAUGCCGCCGCAUUUGAUCCUUUGGAUCCAUUCGGAAACAUAACACUCAAAUGGGAUGUAAUAUCUUGGACGCCAGACGGUUAUGUGGCUGUAGUGACAAUGAACAACUUUCAAAUGUAUCGGCACAUCCAUACCCCAGGAUGGACAUUAGGAUGGGGAUGGGCAAAGAAAGAAGUCAUUUGGUCCAUGGUGGGAGCCCAAGCCACCGAACAAGGCGAUUGUUCGAAGUUUAAAGGGAACGCACCACAUUGUUGUCUGAGAAAUCCGAUAAUUGUUGACUUGCUUCCUGGAGUUCCAUACAACCAACAGAUUUCCAAUUGCUGUAAGGGUGGUGUCUUGGCAUCGUGGGGACAAGAUCCUUCGGCCUCAGUUUCUGCUUUUCAGGUGAGUGUUGGGCUUUCCGGAACUUCAAAUAAGACAGUGAAACUGCCCAAGAAUUUCACUCUGCUCGGUCCGGGGCUGGGGUACACUUGCGGCCCUGCAAAGAUUGUGCCAUCCACAGUAUUCCUCACAGCCGAUCAAAGACGAAAAACUCAAUCACUGAUUACUGUGUUUAACGAUUUACAUGCAGUGACAUGGAAUGUGACAUGCACUUAUUCACAAUUUCUGGCUUCCAAGAACCCAAGCUGUUGUGUUUCUUUCUCAUCUUUCUAUAAUGAUACCAUCACUCCUUGUCAGUCCUGUGCUUGUGGUUGCCACAACAAAAAGAACUGCAUCAUGAACGACUCAAAGCGGCUGAACACGGUAGGAAUAAACACUCCGAGAAAGGACAAUGCGCCACUAAUACAGUGCACUCAACAUAUGUGUCCAAUUCGGGUGCACUGGCACGUGAAGAUCAAUUACAAGGAUUACUGGCGCGUGAAAAUGGCAGUCACUAAUUUCAACUAUCGAAUGAACUACACCCAAUGGACACUGGUGGCCCAGCAUCCGAAUCUCAACGAUAUCACCCAAGUUUUCAGCUUCGAUUACAAGCCUCUCGUUCCCUACCAAUCCAUAAGUCAGUGCACACUAACUUUCACAAUUUGUUUUUUUUUUCAGCUCAAUGGAGAAAAAACAAAUAAAUUAACGGAUGUUAAUCGUCCAAGCAGCUCCAUAACCUUAUCAAGCUCCCAAGGUUGGAACUUGAGACUCAUGCACCAUGCUACAACCUUUUCUUUGGAGAGUUCAAACGUGAAGUCUGUUAUGAAGUCAACCAAAACUUAUGCUUUGAGUGGUGUCCUUGGGAUGAAAAAUGGAGAUGACACUGCUAUGUUUUUCGGCAUGAAAUUCUACAAUGACUUGUUAAUGGAAGCCGGACCCCUCGGAAAUGUUCAGUCAGAGUUGCUUCUCCGAAAAGACAAGAACACCUUUACACUAAAGCAUGGAUGGGCAUUCCCUCGAAAGAUCUACUUUAAUGGUGACGAAUGUAUGCUUCCCCAUCCUGAUGCAUAUCCAUUUCUACCCAACUCCGCACAGUCAAUCUCAAUUGCUUUUCUAGAACUUGUAGUUUCUAUGAUUUUGAUGAUACUAUUCACCUAUUGAUCGUAUCUUUUGGCGGUGGAAAGAUAGUUUUUGGAAAUGUUGAUUGCCAAAAAUAGAGUGGUUUUGAGGGAAGGGCUGUUCAUAUUGAGAUGUAUGUGUAAUCAUAAUUAGAUUGGAG